Messenger RNA from Durusdinium trenchii, 1908 nucleotides. Lineage: Eukaryota; Dinophyceae; Suessiales; Symbiodiniaceae. The record is from the annotation of a GenBank genome assembly.
UUUUUAAUAUUUUAUUCGGAGGCGUUUUGUGGAGUGGUCUCAUUAUUGUCGGGGAGACCCUUGGGAGCGAGAUUUCUGUCAGAUGGGCAGGGGUCGCUGAGCACUCUGGUUCAAGCCGUGUGCCACUUCAACUACCUGAGUACCGAACUACUUUUGAAUUCCAUGCUGGCACAAUGAGAUGUUGGAUCUUCCUGCUCCUCCUCGGAGGAGUUGGGGUGCCCAGAUGGUGUGAUCAGCUCCUGGGAGUCACAGCAUCUGCGGUACAACCUGGAGCCACCGAUGUUGGAACGGCCCAGAUUCCGACUCGACAGCAUCUGCUUUGGUGCGCAUGCAUUGGUCCCAAGCCGCGCAUGCGGGUGAUUCUCUUCUGAGUCCAGCGCUUGCUGCGCCGAACGAAGACCUUACUUUUGCGCAGUUGUUUUCAGCCGCUCCGGUCGACUGUGUGUCGGUCUCUCAUGGCUUUCUGGACUAUUGCCACCUCAUCCAACACAUUCAGCCGUACUAUAGCAUUCCCUUGCUGGUGCUUUGGGUGUUGCUGCUGCUGUGGCUCCUCAAUGAUACCGCUGAGGUUUACUUCGUUCCACCUUUAAGGUACUGGUCGGCGCGCUUGCGCCUCAGCCCCUGCCUGGCGGGCGCCACUCUGGUGGCCGUCGGCAACGGUGCUCCCGACUUGGUGAUGACCGCGCUGGCACCAACCACCUUGGAGUCCCUCCACAUCGUCAUUUGCGACACAGUAUGCAUCCUUUGUGUCGCGGGUGGUGCGGUUGUUUAUCUCCGAGCAAGAGCUCAACUAGAGACCAAGGAUCCCAGGAGCAUGUCAGAAGUCGAGCCGUUGAAUGGCAGCACCUAUGUGGCUGGUGCUGCAUGGCUUGGCUUAGCCCUGGCCUAUUUGUUGGGUCUUCUGGUGUCCAGCCAGAUCAACUUGGGAGCCGCCUUGGUGAUGCCAACCAUGUAUAUCGGUUUUAUGGUGACUUUGUCGUACCUGGACAAUGGUGCGCCCUUCGAAGUGGAGCCGGUGAUGGGCCCAGCGCCAAUGCUGCCUGGCCUUGCGCCGCCGAAGGAGGGUGGUGUGGGAGAGACCAUUUGGUGGGCACUGACAAUGCCCACCUAUGUGCUCCGCUGGAUGCUGGUGCCCCCAAGCGACUUCUACUGGGACCGCACGCGGCGGAUCUUCGCGAGUGCCUCGCCAGUGGCUCUCCUCGUCUUCGCUCUCUGGAGCAGUGGCGCGGGUUUCCGCUGGUUCGUCACCAGCUCGUGGUCCAUGGCCUUCGCCGUCCUGGCGAUCGCAUUGAGCACGGUGCUGCUGCUCUGCAGUGAGGAUGGCCACCUGCCGAGGCUCUACCCCUUGACCACCCUCCUCGCCAAGGUCUCUUCCGUUCUGUUGCUCUUAGCGAUUGCCAGAGAGCUCACCGUUUGCUUCAAGACGGUUUGCUUAUUCCUGGGCGUGUCGCGCUUCGUCCUGGAGAGCACGGUGGUGCCCUGGGGCAACAGCCUGGGCGACCUCGUCACGGCUGUGGCGAUGGUGCGACAGGGCCAGUCCGAGGCAGCGGCCACGGCGCUCUUCGCCGCUCCGCUCUUCAACGUCCUGGUGAGCGCAGGUCUUACGUUGAUCUUGACCACCAGCCACGGGCAGGUCAUCGCGCUGGAAGAUGCCAUGGGGCAGCUCAAGGCUGGGGCUGUGGCGAUCGUGGCCUGUGUGGUGCUGCUGGGCGCUUUGAACUUCGAAAAGCAGGUGGGUUGGCUUGGGACCUUUAGCCUGGCCGGUCUCUACUUGCUCUUCAUGGCGAGCGUCGUGGUGUCCGAGUUGCGCGGCUCCGCGCUCGCUUGAGCGGCGGGGAGCCGCGGUGCGGAUGUUGUGCGGAUGAUGCGGAUGCCGGAGCGGAUUUGGAUCGAAGAAAAAGGAAGGAU